Drosophila kikkawai is the source of this 1700-nucleotide messenger RNA. RefSeq lists its product as uncharacterized. Lineage: Eukaryota; Metazoa; Arthropoda; Insecta; Diptera; Drosophilidae. The record is from RefSeq and is a predicted model, not a curated record.
GAAGGAUAUUCCCUAGACCAGAUGGGGCUGGAAAGCUUGCCCAAAAUAAGAGAAAGAGAAUGAUGAAUAUAUACAACAUUUUUGUACUCGUUAGUAUACUGUCAUUCCUUGAGUUAUUACUUUCUCUGAAAUUUACGAUAACAGACCAAUAUCAAGAGCCACUUUAUUUUAAACUCUAUUCGGUUUAUGGAAUAUCCUUCUUGAAGCGAAGGUGGCCAUGUGUGCGCUGCGUGUGUGUGUGAAUUCGUGUGAAUCCUUGCUGCAUAUAUUACCCAAACGAGAAGUUGCAUUUACCGCGCACUCUGACAAAAGCUAAGAAAAGAAUCAGCCAACAAACCAAUUUGUGUGUAUAUAUAUUUGUAAAGCUUAUAUCUGCUCGAUAGAUCAUGGCGCAUUAUCUUAAGCUGUUGCUGCAUCACACACACACCACACACACACACACCAUACAACACACACCUAUGAAGCUACAUAUACAUAAAUGCAAAAGGUUGAGCCUAGAAAGAUUUGAAGGGGUCUGCGCAGUGUGCGGACCACGUCCACUUGGGGCGUCGAGGGACGACCCGCCGGCGGGUCAAGGAUCAAAUGGAGAAGCAAAAACAAUAGGGGAAUGCUAAAUUAAACUCUAAACCGAAUGCAGAGGUCAAGUGGGAAACAAAACAAAAAAUACAAAAAAAAAAAAAGAACAACAUAAUAUUAUCAAUGUAAAAUCGUAUGUAAAAGCCAAGGCAGAAAAUUCUAUAAAAUUGACAAACAACAAAAAAUGAACAAAAAAUACAAAAGAGAAACUGAGAAAUAAAUACAUUUACAUAGAUGUUGCAAAAGUCAAGCGAUGCGAUCCUCCCAUGGAUUCCCGCAGCCUUCUCUGUAGAUUUGCGUCUCCUGUCAGUCUCCUGCCACAGCUUCUGGAACGGCCUCAUGUUUCUGGACGCCAUCUUCUUCAUACCAACACUGUUCACCUACCUGCUCAUUCUCCUGCUCGCCUGCAUCCUGUGCUUCAUCGUUGUCUACAUCAGCCACAAGAUCUAUAUCUCCAUCUACGACAAUCUGCCGCUGGCCGGGCUGCCCAACUCCCGCCUACAGGUGCGCCCCGCCUCCAACCAUGCGAUGACCGUGCGGGAAUACCUGGAGUGCUCGUUGCGCUACCCGCGCUCCAAUCAACCGAGCCUUCGCUCCAUUUGGAUCCAGAACCGCUCCCAGAUUCUAGAGUCCUCCUCGGCUCUGCGAAUAGUGCUCUCCCUGGAUCCCUGCUACCUGGUCAGCAUAGAGUAUAAUGUGUCGCCCAGCCGGAGGUCCCUUAGUUUCCUGUGCAACUGCCAUAGGGACGAGCCCGGCUGUGCCGCCCUCGAGCCCCAGCCCGCGGGCUCCAUUCACGUUGUUCGGUACUAUGACCACCUCUCCAAGAUACCCCGCCUGCGUGUCAUGCUCAAGUGCAACCAGCGGCGGUCGGAACCGCGGCCGGAUAGCAGUACGCAGCUGUGGCGGGAUGACGGUGUUCCGGAGGCGUGGGAUCCUUCGUGUACGGACCCAGAGGCCGCCUGCCGGCCGCUCGGCCAGCGGAUUACGCGGAACGCCCGGCAGCCGGAGUGAGGGAGUGGGGAUUUCAGCUUCGGAUGAGAGAGGGGUCAGAGAGCACAGCCAUUAACUGGCUGUUGUGUGAUGUGGGGCUGGAACUCGUUUUAAUAAAGUGAAUACAAAGAUCA